Messenger RNA from Fusarium oxysporum Fo47, 1234 nucleotides. RefSeq names its product fatty acyl-CoA diphosphatase. Gene Ontology annotation, biological process: lipid droplet organization; lipid storage; phospholipid biosynthetic process. The transcript has 2 exons. Bases 149 to 1129 code for a protein of 326 amino acids. NCBI's taxonomy places the organism in Eukaryota, Fungi, Ascomycota, Sordariomycetes, Hypocreales, Nectriaceae. The record is from RefSeq and is a predicted model, not a curated record. Gene Ontology annotation, cellular component: endoplasmic reticulum membrane.
CGUAGACGUCAUCGCCUCAAGCCAACUGUCCAUCGUCAAAAACGCGACCAAGGCCAGUCUGGCGCCACUUCUUGCAAACCUUCUCACUCUCUCUACACCAGUCAUUGACCUCUCCUAAUGCUGUGGCUCUUUGAGAACCUUGUUCAUAAUGGUUACUACUCGACGUGCUGCGAGGGCGGCUGCUGAAGCGAACGAUACGGUUAUGGAUUCUCCCUCGAGAUCGACUUCGACGCCUCGCUCGUCUCCUUUCCUGCCGACACCUCUAGAGAGAGCUGGACUUGUGUUGUUUCCAGCUCUUUUGAUCUUCGGAACUAUCUUCUCUAUACUCUCGCCGCAGACGCGCGCAGCACCGUACGAUCCUAUCGCGCAGUCGCACCUCCAAGAUCCUAGCGUUUCUCCGAGCUACUUCGCGCGCAAGUCCAAUAUUUUCAACGUUCUCUUUGUCAAGCGAGGCUGGGCAUGGAUCACUGUUGCAUUCUUUGUCUUUAUCUUCAGCCAUCCUAGCACCACCGACACAGGACGACGUGUUCGCGCGAGUCUGCGAUGGGUUGCUGUAACAACAAUGUGGUUCCUCGUCACGCAGUGGUGCUUUGGGCCUGCUCUGAUUGACCGUGGUUUCCGAUGGACAGGUGGCCGCUGCGAGCUCGCUAGAAGGGAGGUCGAAUUCGGUUCGGAUACUGUUGGUGACAAGGUCACGGCAGUGGCCUGUAAAGCUGCCGGUGGAAAAUGGAAGGGAGGUCAUGACAUAUCGGGCCACGUCUUCCUCCUGACACUAGGUACUGCGUUUCUCAUGCAAGAGGUUGGUUGGGCUGUGUUGAGAUGGUCUGGCAAGCGAAACGAGGAGCGAUGCGUUGUUAUGACCGACGGAGCUCUCAAGAGCGCUAAUGUCGAAUCUGAUACAUCUCUGGGCGAAGGUUCCGAGCGACCUGCACUGGGACUGGGCGGCAAGUUCGCUGUAGGUGUCAUGGGACUGAGUGCUUGGAUGCUACUCAUGACGGCCAUUUACUUCCACACAUGGUUCGAGAAGUUUACUGGACUCUUGACAGCGGUGACGGCCUUUUACGUGGUGUACAUUGUGCCUCGCUUUGUACCUGCUGUAAGACAGGUCAUUGGUCUUCCUGGCAUAUAGAAAGAGGCAGGGUGUGAUGAGCUAUGAGUGAUGCAGGCGGAGUACAUAGAUGUAAGAUAGAACGAAUUGCAUAAUCCCACUGUAGUAGCAUCAACUGGUUCUUUA